Molecule: messenger RNA, 642 nt
Organism: Fusarium pseudograminearum CS3096
Lineage: Eukaryota; Fungi; Ascomycota; Sordariomycetes; Hypocreales; Nectriaceae
Exons: 1
Coding region: 1-642 (213 amino acids)
Molecular function (GO): protein binding
Source: RefSeq, a predicted model, not a curated record
AUGGCCGAUCCUAGACUUAACGAGCUUCUCAAAUGGAGCAUCGAGCAAUCUGAGGCCACCAAAAAUGACCCAGAAGCCCCUCCAGCCAAGACACAACUCACUCCGGAGCUUAUGGCAGCACUCAUGGGCGGCCCCUCCGAUGCCGACCUCAUGAAAGCUUCAAUGGAGAUCAUCGCUUCCGACAACGCUGAGGAGGUUUCCCUCGACGACAAGCUUGUCGCAUUCGACAACUUUGAGCAGCUCAUCGAGAACCUCGACAAUGCCAACAACAUUGCAAACCUCAGCUUGUGGACCCCACUACUGGAGCAGCUCAAGCAUGAAGAGCGCGAGAUGCGCAAGAUGGCCGCAUGGUGUGUCGGCACUGCUGUGCAGAACAACGAAAAGACACAGGAACGUCUGCUUGCUGUGGGGGGAGUGCCUAUGCUGGUAGACUUGGCUACUAAGGAGGAUGAGCCUGUCGAUGUCCGCCGCAAAGCUGUUUAUGCGCUCAGCUCGGCGGUGCGCAACUACCAGCCCGCCAUGGAUCUCUUUGCCGACGAGUUGACCAAGAAGGGCCACAAGACUGACAAGGUUGACGCUACAAGCAUGGAGGCUGUGGAUGAAGUCGUCAACGGUCUGCGCGAGAAGAUCGGCAAGGCUUAA